AUGGAUAGGUUUCUAGUGAGGACCAACAAGGCAACAGACCCACCGCCAGCUGUAAAAAAGCUUCGAAGGUAUGAUGAAUCCUACCUGCAAUUUGGUUUUACGGUCACGGCUGAUCUGAGACCUCAGUGUGUCGUGUGUGCUGAGGUGCUGGCAAACGACAGCAUGAAGCCCUGCAAGCUUAAAAGACACCUCGAAACGAAACAUGCUGCCAUUAAAGACAAGCCGGCAGACUAUUUUAAACGAAAGCUUGAUGGCCUCCAUCAGCAACAGGCAUCCAUUUCAGUCCACAGCACUGUGUCGAAACAGUGUUUGGAGGCAUCGUAUGUAGUGGCCAAAAGAAUCGCUAAACUGGGUAAACCGCAUACAAUUGCCGAGACUCUGGUUUUGCCGGCCGUGCAGGAUAUGUGCAGAAUAAUGUUAGGAGAUAGUGCAGCAGCCAAACUUGGGGCAGUCCCACUCUCCAAUGAUACAGUCGCAAGGAGAAUAUCAGACAUGUCAAACGACAUCAGAGAGCAACUUGUACAGUUUAUCAAUCAGAGUCCUUACUAUGCGCUGCAGCUGGACGAAUCAACUGAUGUCGCUGGACAGGCACAGCUCCUCGCAUAUGUCCGAUAUCUGCGCGACAAGGCCAUUGAGGAAGAUGUUCUGUUUUGUCGGCCUCUUAAAUCGCACACCACAGGAGAAGCUGUAUUUGAUGUCAUUAAUGGGUUUGUGCGUGAAAAUGGUCUGGCUUGGGACUGA
This is a messenger RNA of Scomber japonicus (chub mackerel), 741 nucleotides long. Its product is annotated as zinc finger BED domain-containing protein 5-like. The record is from RefSeq and is a predicted model, not a curated record. The coding region runs from base 1 to 741 and encodes 246 amino acids. The transcript has a single exon. Lineage: Eukaryota; Metazoa; Chordata; Actinopteri; Scombriformes; Scombridae.